Molecule: messenger RNA, 921 nt
Organism: Balaenoptera musculus (blue whale)
Lineage: Eukaryota; Metazoa; Chordata; Mammalia; Artiodactyla; Balaenopteridae
Product: serine/threonine-protein kinase MARK2-like
Exons: 2
Coding region: 1-921 (306 amino acids)
Biological process (GO): protein phosphorylation; microtubule cytoskeleton organization; intracellular signal transduction
Cellular component (GO): cytoplasm
Molecular function (GO): tau-protein kinase activity; ATP binding; protein serine/threonine kinase activity
Source: RefSeq, a predicted model, not a curated record
AUGCAGGGCCUCACAGCCAAAUCUGCUGGCAAGAAGGCUCAUACUGAUGACUUCCAGAUCCUCCACACCAUUGGUGAAGGCACCUUCGGUAAAGUGAAGUUGGCCCGGCACAUUCUGACCGGGACACAGGUGGCUGUGAAGGUCAUAAAGAAAAGGCGUCAGAGCUUCUCAAGUGUCCAGGCACUUUUCCGGGAAGUGUGCAGUCUGAAGGCUCUGAAUCACCCCAAUAUUGUGAAACUGCUGGGGGUGAUUGACACAGAGGAGACAUGUUUCGUGGUGAUGGAGUACCUCAGUGGGGGGGACAUGUACCGCUAUUUGAAGAUCCACGGCCGUAUGACAGAGGCGGAGGCCCGAGGCCCGUUCCAGCAGCUGGUCUCCGCCCUGCAGCACUGCCACCGGAGGGGCAUCGUGCACCGGGACCUGAAGCCACCGAGCCUCCUCUUUGAUUCCAAGAUGAAUAUCAAACUUACAGACUUUGGCCUCAGCAACAAGUGUGAUGACAUUUUCCAACUGGACACGACCUGCGGCACACACCCUUAUGCUGCCCCGGAACUCCUCCUGGGGCAGAGCUCCAGCGGCCCUGCGGUGGACGUGUGGAGCUUGGGAGUAGUGCUGUACACCAUGGUAACUGGGUCCCGGCCCUUUGUGGGAAAAGACUUCCAGGAGCUGCGGAAGCAAAUCCUACAAGGGCAAUACCCCAUCCCACCUUAUCUGUCUUUGAAGAUAAGGGAUCUGUUACAAAAAAUGAUUGCCCUCAACCCCAGUGACAGAGGCACCUUACGUUUGAUUGAGUGCUUUGGGUUUCUACCCUCUGUUUUGCAGUUUCCCUGUAAGAGCUUCUCUGGUCAGUGGCUCAGCCAUGCUAACAGCUCCCAGACCUACACCUCUGCCUCUGUCUGGAGCCCCAAGUACGGCGUGUAG